AUGCUUCCUCGUACAUCAAUACUUCUACUUUCGGUGGUGUAUCUCUGUGUUUUUGGUCAUGAACAGCAACAGAGUGGCAAUCAUGCAUCACAAGGCAACACGCAACACGUUGAGCAUGGUGGAGGAAAACAAAUGCAAAAUCAGGCGCAUGAUAUGGAACACAUUCGACAUGAUCUCGAAGGACAAGUGAAUAAACCAAAAGAAGAAAUGACUCCUGAACAACAAAACUUUUAUUAUUUUAAAUUACAUGAUACUAACAAUGAUAAUCAGUUAGAUGGCUUGGAAGUUGUAUCUGCUUUCAAUCAUGUCCAUGACGAUGGUGUACCUACAAAUGAUAGUACAGAUCCAAACCAAACACCACCCACACCUCCUCCUCGAUUAGCUGAUGAAGAAUUGAUGCGUUUAGUUGAUGAUAUUUUAAAAGAAGAAGAUCUUGAUCAAAAUGGCUUCAUAUCAUAUCAAGAGUUUAAACGAGCAAUCGAAGGUCAAGGAUCACAAAAAUAA
Molecule: messenger RNA, 504 nt
Organism: Didymodactylos carnosus
Lineage: Eukaryota; Metazoa; Rotifera; Eurotatoria; Philodinida; Philodinidae
Source: the annotation of a GenBank genome assembly